Molecule: messenger RNA, 1379 nt
Organism: Diorhabda sublineata
Lineage: Eukaryota; Metazoa; Arthropoda; Insecta; Coleoptera; Chrysomelidae
Exons: 3
Coding region: 265-831 (188 amino acids)
Source: RefSeq, a predicted model, not a curated record
AAUGAUUUGGGAAAGAUAAAUACUUAAGCCUAUGCAGUUGUACUUGAAUGCGGAAAAUUGGAGAGCACUAUUAUUUUAUUUAAAAAAUAACUCAUUAAAUUUGACCAUUAAUUGUUUUUAUUUUCGUGGUGUCUGGAUUAGAUUUCAAAGCUUUUCAAUGUGUUCUUCUCUAGCAUGAAUUUUAGUUUUAUGUAACUUGAUGAAUAAAAUAACCUCAUCCUAUCCCUUGGGAAUUUUAUGGCUUUUGAAGAUUUUUGAUGUGAAAUGUCCACGAACUAUUCUACUGCCUUAUCGCAUAUUGUACUAGCUGGUACAAGCAUUUAUUGUUAUAUUUGUUCAAAGUCCAUUAUUAAUGCUAGAUGUUCCUUUGCAUUUAUUUUGAUAAAUUCUUUACUGGGAGUAUGGAGAUGGGGGAACCCAUCUUAUGGCUCCAAUACUGAUAACAUGUACAGGAUAACAACACUUAUACAAGACUUAUUUGCGCUUCCAUUUAUAGUUUCAACAAUUUGGAUACAAUAUGGAUACACAAACGAAAUAGCUUUAGGCAACAUGAUCAUUCCUCUCGUACCUCUUGUAAUAUAUUUCUCUAACAAGAAUAGAAUAAGUUCAGACUUCGCAGAUGUGAUAACAAUUGUUAAUUGCGGAGCUUUAAGUUUCCUCUCUUAUACAUAUGAAAAUUAUUUUGGAAUGUCAGCCUCCCUUUCUUACAUUGUUAACCAUUUUUGGAUUAAAAAAAAUACCGAAAAUUAUUUUGAUGUACCUACCCAAGUUUUGUUAAAUUAUGCAACUUGCUUUUUUGCUUAUUUUGGAUUAAAGGCUAUUUUGAAUUAAGUAUAAUAUAUAUCUGUGCUGAUAAAUGGUUUAAAAUAUUAACAUGGUGAAGCAAUCAGUACUUUUUAAGGUUUUUAUUUUUUUUUUCAAAUCAACUUUAAAAUAAAACAUAAUUUGGAGUUUGUGAAAUGAUACCAAACUAAUUUGGCUAUUCAUACUUUGAAAUCAUGUCAUAGAAUUACUAACUUAAUUAUUAUAUAUUCAGUAAAAAAUUAGCUCAUACAAAUUGACAGCGAACUUUUAAACUGAAAUUCGUUUUAGAUGUUCAUAUAUUUGUAACGAAUGAGGUACAUAACGAUUUUUCAGACUAACUACAAUUCCUUAUAGAAAUGUUAAAUUUCCUAUUAUUACUGUUAAUUCUUUUUAAUAUUUGCUAGAGACUGUUGAGUUGAGUAAAUAUUUUUUAUUAUUUAUUCAAUGGUAAUGUCGGCUUUGUGAGUUUGUGAUGUAUGCAUAUCAUUGUUCUAUGUCUAUUUUUAUAUAAAAGUUUUUAAUUGUACAAUAUAACAGAGGUAUAAUAAAGUUAUUAUAUAUAUCAUUUUAUUUGA